UGCAGCACUGCAUUCGAUUUUUUGCAUUUCUUGGCAUUUUCUGCACACUUAGUCAAGUGUUUGUGUCGGCACAAUAUUUUGAAUAUAAGGAAAGGAAAUGGUAUGCCUUUAAUGGAACCCUUUAUCAGCUUCAAGUGGAGUCAGGGUAUAAAUGGAAGGAAGCCAUGGAAACGUGCCGUAAGGAGGGUCUACAUUUGAUUAGAGCCGACCCCGAAUUUCAUCCCGAUGAAAUGAAAAUGAUGUUACAGGAAAGAGUUCGCGUUUACUCUCCAUUUUGGAUUGAAAAUAAUGUCACAAAAUCAUCUGUGGCCAAUGCAUUUGGCUUUAAAACUGCAAAAGGCCAAAAGCUGUGCAAUAAACUGGACAAUAUAACUUUUGCCAUCCAGACGACAUCCUGUGAUGAUCAUUUGGGCUUUAUUUGUGAGAAAGCGCUCUCCAAAGGCAGAUUAAGCCAUCAAAUUAACAAUACGGAAUAUUUUAUUGAACCACAGGCUAAGUAUUCCUGCAGCGAGGCUGAAGAGCAAUGUCGGUUGAAAAAGAUGACCCUGGUGGUGAGACAACCCUACAGUAAUAAUACAAAAUUACAGGAAUUUGUUUUCCUAAAUUUCGGUAACACACCCUCAUUUUGGUUUAAAACCGCCAAUACCAGUGGCGCUUGUAUACCGCUGGAUUUUAUGAAACGUUCUGAAGACACGGACAAGCAUGGAUUUAUUUGUGAGAAACCAGUUGUCAAGCGCAAGAUGACGGAACGUCAUUGGGUACUGAUCGCCAGUACAUCGACUGUGGUUGUCAUAGCCAUAAUUGUUUUAGUUGUCUAUAAAACGUGUACGGUCUGGAGAGCAAAGUGGAAUAUGGAAGGGAAAUAAUCUUGAAAAAUAGUUAAUAUUUUAAUAAAUAAAUAAAAAUA
Messenger RNA from Musca domestica (house fly), 907 nucleotides. RefSeq lists its product as uncharacterized. The coding region runs from base 165 to 866 and encodes 233 amino acids. The transcript is spliced from 5 exons. Lineage: Eukaryota; Metazoa; Arthropoda; Insecta; Diptera; Muscidae. The record is from RefSeq and is a predicted model, not a curated record.